Molecule: messenger RNA, 1638 nt
Organism: Dovyalis caffra
Lineage: Eukaryota; Viridiplantae; Streptophyta; Magnoliopsida; Malpighiales; Salicaceae
Source: the annotation of a GenBank genome assembly
AUGUCGUUUCUCUGCCCCACUAAUCUCUCACUGAACUCCCAUUCCCAAUUUCUAAAUCCUAAACCUAACCCUAAAUUCCCAGGUUUCCUGCUCCAAUUUCCUACAAAACCCUCAAUCCUCCUCCCCCACCUCAAAUUAUCUGGCCACCGGGCCAUCUCAUUCCGUUCGCCGGCGAGACCAACAACCCCCAGCGAACAUCCUUUCACAUGGCUUCGAAUUGCCGCGACCUCCGCCGUUCUCUUCUUCGGCCUCAAUAUCCAGGUCUGCCUAGCAGCCUCCUCUCCUUCACUCCCUGUUAACACUAUAUUAACAUCACAGGAGGAGAGUUCAGUAACUCAAGAUGAUGGUGGUGGUGUUGAGGGAAAUGUUGAUAAUAUGGAGAGGAAUGAAGAGAAGGAACUGAAUGCUGAAUUUGAGAAUUGGAAGUCGAAAACUUUCGCGCUGUCUGUUCCUCUUAGAAUUGUUGCUUUGCGUGGCUCUAUACCUCCUUCAUGGAUCAAGGAUUUUAUUCAGUCUCAAGGAAGAAGGUUGAGGUUUCGUGUGAAGUACCUUGGAAGUCUGGAAAAUAUUUUUUCUGACAUAUCAAUGUCCUUUAACAAACGUAAUAUCGGUCCCAUGUCAACUGUGGCUGCUGAUAUUGUUAGUGUUGGUGACUCUUGGCUCAGUUUUGCAAUUAAAAAUGCUAUAAUUGAGCCCAUGAGAGGGGUAGAAGAGCAGGACUGGUUUAAAGACUUAAGUGACAAGUGGAAGGUAUACCUAUGCAGGAACGAUGAGGGAGAAAUAGAUCCUGAAGGUAAAAUAUGGGCUGCUCCAUAUCGAUGGGGCAGCAUGGUGAUCGCCUACAAGAAAAGUAAAUUUCAAAAGCAUAAAUUGGCUCCUAUAGAGGACUGGGCUGAUCUAUGGCGGCCUGAGCUUGCAGGGAGGAUUUCAAUGGUUGAUUCUCCUAGAGAAGUUGUUGGUUCAGUUUUAAAGUAUAUGGGGGCAUCAUACAAUACAAAGAACAUUGAUUUGCAAGUUCCUGGUGGAAGGAAUGCUGUCCAGCAGAAUCUGGCAUUACUUGGCAAACAGGUUCGACUGUUCGACAGCAUGUACUAUCUGAAAACAUUUAGCAUGGGAGAUGCAUGGGUUGCUGUUGGGUGGAGUAGUGAUGUUCUUCCUGUGGCCAAGCGCAUGUCUAAUGUUGCAGUUGUAGUCCCGAAGUCUGGAACUAGCUUAUGGGCUGAUCUAUGGGUAUUUUCUUAUUUGUUUCAGUAUCGGGGGCGAAUCAGAGGACCAUCUCCACUAAUCCAUCAAUGGAUUGAGUUCUGCUUACAAGCUGCGAGAGCACUGCCUUUUAAGCAGGAGGUAAUCCCUGGUGCAACUCCCUCCGCCAUCAAAAGCUCCGUCAUUGAAGUGCCUAAAGAGCUCACCAAUGUUAUGCCAAAACUGGAGACGAAUCUUAUUGGUGGAGUACCUCCACCCGAAAUCUUAACUAGGUGUGAGUUCCUAGAGCCAUUGUCUGAUGCGACAUUGUCAGAUUAUAAGUUGCUUAUUGGUAGUAUGCAGAUUCCUGAUCCUGGUUUAAUCCACAGAAUACAGCAUUACAUCUUGUCAACAAUUCAAACUUUUAGAUUAAAGCAGCAUUCAAAGAUUGCAUAA